Messenger RNA from Mytilinidion resinicola, 327 nucleotides. RefSeq lists its product as uncharacterized. The record is from RefSeq and is a predicted model, not a curated record. The transcript is spliced from 3 exons. The coding region runs from base 1 to 327 and encodes 108 amino acids. Gene Ontology annotation, molecular function: ATP binding; protein kinase activity. NCBI's taxonomy places the organism in Eukaryota, Fungi, Ascomycota, Dothideomycetes, Mytilinidiales, Mytilinidiaceae. Gene Ontology annotation, biological process: protein phosphorylation.
AUGGGCAGCUACAGUGACCGGGAUUCUAUUGCAAUACUAUCGGUCCCAGUUGCAGAAAUGGAUUUAGCGACGUUUCUAGAUCUGCCCCAUUUAUUAGAACCUCAGAUUCAGGUCUUGAACUCUAGCUUGGGAUGUCCCAGCGCUGCUCUGCUGUAUUUGCACGAGAAGAAGAUACGGCACGAAGAUCUCAAGCCCCAGAAUGUUCUGAUACUCGGCAACAACGUCCUACUCACAGAUUUCGGCUUCAGAUCCGUGGAGACAUGCCUGCCACUGUCUGAGCGUAUGAGGGGAAAGUUCUUCAGCUUGAUACCCUUUAAGCUGCUUUAA